CGGCCGGGUCGUACGGCGCUUUCCCGUCGGAGCGGGCGGGCUGUUUUGAUUUAUCGAUGCCUGGCCGGGCUGCUCAUCGACCGGCGCGGGCGGGGAAGGGAUGCGGCGUCCCUGCGGGAGCCGGGAAAGCGAAACCCUCGCCGGCUUCGCGCCGCGGGUGAGCGUGGAGCCGCGGUGGGAAGCGGCUCUGACGGCGGCGGGGACCGCUUCGUCCUCGUCCCGGCGGUGCCUGUAACCUUUGGAUGUGGCACCACACUGUACAUGCCAUUUGGCUUGGGGAACAGAACGCACCAUGGGACAACCUCAAAGAUAUCUCUCCAGACGGGGUCUCUUACUUGGGUGAUGUGUCUGCUCUCCUGACUGUCUUCAUACCCAAAGGAUUUAUUUUCCUUUUGGAAAUAUUUGAAGUUGAAAUCUUGUUCCUUACUGGAAAUUGUCUACACUAAAGACUGCACACAUCAUGGGUGAUAUGGCAAACAACUCGGUUGCAUAUAGUGGCGUAAAAAACGCCGUAAAAGAAGCUAAUCAUGGAGAUUUUGGAGUUACUCUUGCAGAGCUCCGUUCUCUUAUGGAACUUCGAGCUACAGAUGCACUGCAUAAAAUACAGGAAUGCUAUGGAGAUGUACAUGGCAUCUGUACAAAAUUGAAAACUUCACCAAAUGAAGGUUUAAGUGGAAAUCCAGCAGAUAUAGAAAGGAGAGAAGCAGUUUUUGGGAAGAACUUUAUACCUCCUAAAAAGCCAAAAACAUUUCUUCAGUUAGUAUGGGAAGCACUACAGGAUGUUACACUAAUUAUAUUAGAAAUUGCAGCCGUAGUAUCCUUGGGCCUUUCUUUUUACCAGCCUCCAGGAGGAAAUGAAUCAUUAUGUGGAUCAGUAAAUGUUGGUGAAGAAGAGGAGGAAUCUGAAGCAGGUUGGAUUGAAGGAGCAGCAAUCCUCCUAUCUGUAGUUUGUGUGGUAUUAGUAACAGCUUUCAAUGACUGGAGUAAAGAGAAACAAUUUCGGGGACUGCAGAGCCGUAUUGAACAAGAACAAAAAUUCACAGUCAUCAGAGGUGGCCAAGUCAUCCAAAUACCAGUAGCUGACAUAAUUGUUGGAGAUAUUGCACAAGUGAAAUAUGGUGAUCUUUUACCGGCUGAUGGUGUACUCAUUCAAGGAAAUGACCUCAAAAUUGAUGAAAGCUCACUGACUGGAGAAUCUGAUCAUGUAAAGAAAUCUCUGGACAGAGAUCCUAUGCUGCUGUCAGGUACACAUGUGAUGGAAGGCUCUGGAAGAAUGGUAGUUACUGCUGUAGGUGUGAACUCUCAAACUGGAAUCAUCUUUACCUUACUUGGGGCUGGAGGAGAUGAAGAGGAGAAGGAGAAGGAAAAAGAGAAGAAGGACAAGAAAAGUAAAAAGCAAGAUGGAGCUGUUGAAAACCGUAACAAAGCUAAAGCUCAGGAUGGUGCAGCCAUGGAAAUGCAACCACUGAAGAGUGAGGAUGGUGGGGACGGAGACGAGAAAGACAAGAAGAGAGCAAAUUUGCCAAAGAAAGAAAAGUCGGUUCUUCAAGGCAAACUUACAAAGCUCGCAGUUCAGAUUGGCAAAGCAGGUUUGUUGAUGUCUGCAAUCACAGUCAUUAUCCUUGUGUUAUAUUUUGUAAUUGAUACAUUCUGGGUUCAGAAGAGACCUUGGCUUGCUGAAUGUACACCAAUUUAUAUUCAGUAUUUUGUGAAGUUCUUCAUUAUUGGAGUUACAGUCUUGGUGGUGGCAGUACCAGAAGGUCUUCCACUUGCAGUCACUAUAUCUCUGGCUUACUCUGUUAAGAAAAUGAUGAAAGAUAAUAACUUGGUGAGACAUCUGGAUGCAUGUGAAACAAUGGGUAACGCAACAGCUAUUUGCUCAGAUAAAACGGGAACAUUGACCAUGAACAGAAUGACAGUGGUCCAAGCCUACAUCAAUGAAAAACAUUAUAAAAAAAUUCCAGAACCAGAAGCUAUUCCAGAAAAAACUAUGGCUUACCUUGUGACAGGAAUUUCUGUUAAUUGUGCUUAUACUUCCAAAAUACUGCCUCCUGAAAAAGAAGGUGGCCUACCACGUCAUGUUGGAAAUAAAACUGAAUGUGCCUUGCUGGGAUUGCUCUUGGAUUUAAAACGUGAUUAUCAGGACGUAAGAAAUGAGAUACCAGAAGAGGAUUUGUACAAAGUGUACACCUUCAACUCUGUUAGAAAAUCUAUGAGUACCGUGUUAAAAAACUCUGAUGGCAGUUUCCGGAUAUUCAGUAAAGGUGCCUCUGAGAUAGUUCUUAAAAAGUGCUUCAAAAUACUGAGUGCUAAUGGAGAACCAAAGGUAUUUAGACCUAGGGACCGCGAUGAUAUCGUGAAAACUGUAAUUGAGCCAAUGGCUUCUGAAGGGCUCAGAACCAUCUGCCUGGCGUUCAGAGACUUCCCAGCAGGGGAACCUGAGCCGGAAUGGGACAAUGAAAAUGAUAUUGUUACUGGUCUGACGUGCAUUGCUGUUGUUGGGAUUGAAGAUCCUGUGAGACCUGAGGUACCUGAUGCAAUAAAAAAGUGUCAACGUGCAGGCAUAACUGUACGUAUGGUCACUGGCGAUAACAUUAACACUGCUCGUGCUAUUGCAUUAAAAUGUGGUAUUCUGAAUCCUGGUGAAGACUUCCUGUGUUUAGAGGGCAAAGACUUUAACAGGAGAAUACGCAAUGAAAAAGGAGAGAUAGAGCAAGAGCGAAUAGAUAAAAUUUGGCCAAAGCUUCGUGUUCUUGCAAGAUCUUCUCCCACUGACAAACACACUCUAGUAAAAGGUAUAAUUGACAGCACUGUCUUUGAACAGAGGCAAGUUGUAGCAGUAACUGGUGAUGGUACCAAUGACGGUCCAGCUCUGAAGAAGGCAGAUGUUGGAUUUGCUAUGGGUAUUGCUGGAACAGACGUAGCUAAAGAAGCUUCUGAUAUUAUCCUUACAGACGACAACUUCACAAGUAUUGUUAAAGCAGUUAUGUGGGGACGAAAUGUGUAUGACAGCAUCUCCAAAUUUCUUCAGUUCCAGCUUACUGUCAAUGUAGUAGCAGUAAUUGUUGCUUUUACAGGAGCAUGCAUAACACAAGAUUCUCCGCUUAAAGCUGUGCAGAUGCUGUGGGUAAAUCUCAUAAUGGACACAUUAGCUUCUCUUGCCCUGGCAACAGAACCACCCACUGAAGCUCUUCUGUUGCGAAAGCCUUAUGGUAGGAACAAACCUUUGAUUUCUCGUACAAUGAUGAAGAACAUUUUGGGUCAUGCGUUUUACCAACUCGUAGUGGUCUUCACGCUCCUGUUUGCUGGUGAGAAAAUUUUUGAUAUCGAUAGUGGAAGAAAUGCACCUCUGCAUGCUCCUCCUUCAGAGCAUUAUACUAUUGUAUUUAACACAUUUGUGAUGAUGCAGCUUUUUAAUGAAAUUAAUGCCCGAAAAAUUCAUGGUGAAAGAAACGUUUUUGAAGGAAUCUUUAACAAUGCUAUCUUCUGUUCUAUUGUUCUGGGGACAUUUGUUGUGCAGAUAAUUAUUGUGCAGUUUGGUGGGAAGCCUUUCAGUUGCUCAGAACUCUCAAUUGAACAGUGGUUGUGGUCCAUUUUCCUGGGCAUGGGAACACUACUCUGGGGCCAGUUGAUUUCAACAAUUCCAACCAGCCGUCUGAAAUUCCUUAAAGAAGCUGGUCAUGGAACACAAAAGGAAGAGAUUCCUGAAGAAGAACUAGCAGAAGAUGUAGAGGAGAUCGAUCACGCUGAGAGAGAAUUACGUCGUGGUCAGAUCUUGUGGUUUAGGGGCCUAAACAGGAUACAAACUCAGAUGGAUGUAGUGAAUGCUUUCCAGAGUGGAAGUACCAUUCAGGGGGCUCUAAGGCGGCAACCCUCCAUCGCCAGCCAGCACCAUGAUAUCCGAGUGGUGAAUGCAUUUCGUAGCUCCUUGUACGAGGGGCUAGAGAAACCUGAGACACGAAGUUCAAUUCACAAUUUUAUGACGCAUCCUGAGUUUAGAAUAGAAGACUCCGAGCCUCAUAUUCCCCUUAUUGAUGAUACUGAUGCUGAAGACGACGCUCCAACAAAACGCAACUCUACUCCCCCACCCUCUCCCAAUAAAAAUAACAAUGCGGUUGACAGUGGAAUUCACCUUACAACAGACAUGAACAAGUCUGCUACCUCUUCAUCCCCAGGGAGCCCGCUACAUAGUUUGGAAACAUCACUCUGAUUGUAAGCUGAAUGUUAACACACUAGCUGCAUUGUAAAGAAAUUGAAACUGGGUCUCUUCACACAUUAUGAUGGACAAGAUGAUAUUCUUGUCUUGGACUUCAACAGAAGACACACUUGUACGAAUGUAGAUUUAUUUUUUUAAAAAAAAAGCUUUCUGCCAGACUGGAGGGUGCUUUUCUGGGGGUGGGAGUAAUAAUGAACUCUGACAGAUAAACAGUAACUCAGCAUAAGUGACCUGUGGAUCAUCUGUUGUACUUAAGAAUGGUCCUGAACAGUGUGUUAGCAGAGCUUUAGUUUAUCAUGAUCCUUUUCUGAGGGGAAGGCUGGGAAGGGCAAGGAGGCCCUGGAUCGUUGAAUUGAUACUUUAAUUUCUGCUGUUGGCUGUUAAUAAUUUGGAUUAUUUAUGUUUAUAAAUGAUACAGAUCUGUUUACAAGGUUUGUAGAUACUUUUUUUGUUCCUGUUCAUAGAUGGGAAGCUUCCUUAUAAAUGAUGCAGAGAAAAAAAAAAAACAAAAAAACUAGUCCUUCAAAUACUGCUGUAUUUUCAGGAAAAGGGUGUUUCUAUUGAAACUGUACUAAAUUUUGCCUGCAAUUUACCUUGUUAAAUAUUGUAGAUAAAUUGCUAAUACUAAUAGCCAAAUAGAUAACACUAAUGCUUUGUAAAAACAUGAGCAGUGGUGUUCUAAUGAAGUUAUGGCCUCUGUCCUAAUUAGUUUCUUAAAUACAUUUACUACUUAAUGGUUUUGAAACAACUGUUUAAUUUUUAAAAAUUUUGAGAAACUUACUGAAUAACUUUUGUUCAGAACUUAGUAGGAUUGUUUAAUGCAGGACAUCAAUAUGUGAUGGAACUUGCUUGAAAUAUUUCUGUUAUCUCGGGCAAAAUGGAUUAAAUCAAAAUACAUCAGAAUCUUAGUCCUUUGUUUUUGUCUGAACAUGUUAGUUUAGUGCUGUCUUGGUGAACUGUGAGUGGAACUGUGAUUUUUUUUUUUUUUCUUUUUUCUAAUCUAUAGAAUCCUUCAUGCAGCAUGAGGGCUGUUGGCAUUUUGAAAGGUUGUUAGUGGGUAGCAUACAUGUUCUCCUUUUUGUUUUUGAAACUUGUUUGUAAACAUGAAUAAAUCUGCCCUUUUGUUAAAAUAAAAUUGCAGCAAUGGUUUCUUACAGAUUUUUUUUUUCUCAGCUCCUUCACUGGAAACACUGAAAAGUACUCUUUUGUAUUACUGGUUAAUGUCAAACUGCAAUUUCAAGAUGGUAACAGCCCCACUAAAAAUAGUACUUUGGGUAAAUGGAAUCAUGGUGGCUGCUUCCAGAAUGAAUGUAAGCUAAGGUAUUCAAAAGUCUUCACUGAGCCAAAAGGAUACUCCUUGGGAAUGAAUAGGUCUGCCUGAAAUUCCAAGACUUACUGUGAGUACUGCGUAAUAAAUGUAUCCCUGACCACUUAAGUGAGGGGAAACUGAGAACUGACAUACAGCAUGGGUGAAAAUACAUUUUUCAGUUGAUUAAUAUCUUAUGUACCAAAACUGACCUGCUCUAGUGAUUGACUGAAGAAGUUAUGGUCUGCCUCAACUGUAUUGUUUAAACAGUGAAGGAUGAUGGAACAGUACUUGAUCUGGUACUUCCUCAUGUUUUCUAGGUCCAAUACUGCUUACAAGAGCAACCGAAGACAUGAGUUGUGAACUCUUUUUUUUCCCUUUCUUUUUCCAGCUCUGUGUUUGUUAAAAUAGCGAGUGGAUUUUUUUGCCGAAUAAUCCAGAAUUUUGGAGAUUUUUAAAGGGGUCCCUUCAAAGGAGUGCAAGAAUUAAGUUGGUAAUGAGGGAGGAGAUAAUACUAGAGGAAACUGCAGAAAUGAGCAGGUCAGGAAGCUCAAGCGUAUCUUUGCCUUGUGGGAUACAUGCACGCUUGGGUUUGUCCUUUAGCAGCUAAUGUUCAACCUGUAGCACUGUAUCCCACUGUCAACCACUCCUGAAUUCAGUCUUUUCUAUUGUACCGAAGUAAAUACACCAAAUUCUAGGCAAGGGGGGUUUGCACUUGACACUUUGUAUAGUAAUUUCUCCCACAUGUUUCUAGCACAUUCCUUACGUGAUAGUUCUCAUCUAGAGUGCUUGGUAGGGGGAUCGGUUUUUAUGUAAGCUGGCUUCUCCCUACUACAAAAGUCAGAUAAGCAUUGGCUUAAAAUGAGGAGAGUUUCUUUACCCAUGAAGUACACUGCCACGUAAGAAAGUAUCUUCAUUAAUGCACCGUAAUUUGAUUUCAUUUGAAAACAGAUUUUAAUUUUUUCCCCUCUCUUCUAACUGUGAUCAUGACUGCGUGUUACCUUUUUUUGGAAUAAAGUCUACACUUAAGCCUUUUGAGGAGGGGUGGGAGGGUGAAUGUAGACUUUGUACAUCAGUGGACCCUCUUGAUUCUGUUAACAUCAGUGUGCUGUUCUUACAGGAAAUUUCCUUACAGAAAUAAGGAAAAGUUGUUUAAGAGGGGGGUAUGCUUUCUUUGUGAUCUCAAGAAAUCAUAACGUGUUGCCUAGAUUAUGAAAUGGUUAUCAGUAAGCUCAUGAGGCCUUCAUUGCCUUUCUGGUUGUAAGGUUUACUUGUCUUUCUUCUUGUAACUGAAAUAAAUAAAAGUGCUGUUCAUCUCA
Molecule: messenger RNA, 6841 nt
Organism: Harpia harpyja (harpy eagle)
Lineage: Eukaryota; Metazoa; Chordata; Aves; Accipitriformes; Accipitridae
Gene: ATP2B1
Product: ATPase plasma membrane Ca2+ transporting 1
Exons: 22
Coding region: 461-4210 (1249 amino acids)
Biological process (GO): calcium ion transmembrane transport; regulation of cytosolic calcium ion concentration
Cellular component (GO): membrane; intracellular membrane-bounded organelle
Molecular function (GO): ATP hydrolysis activity; ATP binding; PDZ domain binding
Source: RefSeq, a predicted model, not a curated record